Molecule: messenger RNA, 908 nt
Organism: Gamsiella multidivaricata
Lineage: Eukaryota; Fungi; Mortierellomycota; Mortierellomycetes; Mortierellales; Mortierellaceae
Exons: 4
Coding region: 23-844 (273 amino acids)
Source: RefSeq, a predicted model, not a curated record
CCUCGCAUAGAUUCAUCAACGAAUGAAUCGCCUCAGUCUGGUCCUGCUCGCGCUAUGUAUGACCACGGUCCUCAUCGUGGCCCCUCAAGCAACCCAUGCCAACACCGAGAAGGUCGUCUUCGUCUUCGCUCUUAAGCAAGUCCCCGCAGUUGCCACAGAAUAUGAGACAAGUGGACUCAAUAUUACGGCACAGGAGUACCCUGGAAUUGAUGACCCGUUUCAAUGGAAAAAACUGUCCUCGCCACACUCUGUCAUCCGUACCGAGACCAUACUCUCUUCCUUUCAUAAACAAAACGCAACCAUAUCAUUACUGAGUAAAGGAGCAACAGGAUUGGAGUUGCCAACACCACUAGCUCGAACAUUCGUCAAGGAUGCAAUUGUAGGCACUGAUCCACAGAGUCGAGAGCUCCGAUGGUAUGUGCUGGAACAUCUAGAGGACGGGGCAUCAUACGAGUUGCGUGUCUCUUAUCCCGCUACUUACCCCACAGACUUUGAGAUAGCCGUAUGGACACUGGAGCAGGCACAAGAGCAGUUACCAAAGGACAUACAUCUUGUCCAUCGCUUGCCUCAGAACACCAUGAUCGCAAGCAUCAGGGCAGCGUACGCAGGAGUUUCUUACAUGACAGACGGUGUCUCGGGUCCGGAGACCUUCCCGAUCCCUUACAACUUGGUUUUGGAGCGUCUUUACUUCAUGAUCCCAUACCAAGCGCUCAAACUCGCGGCAGCAAUAGUCGUGGCAGCAGUAUUUGGACUUGGAUAUCUAGUCCCAAACAUUCAUCGCUCAUUAUCGGACUUCGCCUCCGUAAGGGCUGCACAAUCGAGGCACCGCAAGAAGGCCCUGUAGGAGCAAAAAAAAAAAAGUAAAUAAAUCAAAGCUCCACGACGCCUUCAUACGCGAUGCGCCGAGU